This is a messenger RNA of Sardina pilchardus (European sardine), 2935 nucleotides long. It is a transcript of the gene tktb, whose product is annotated as transketolase b. Lineage: Eukaryota; Metazoa; Chordata; Actinopteri; Clupeiformes; Clupeidae. Bases 117 to 1994 code for a protein of 625 amino acids. Gene Ontology annotation, molecular function: transketolase activity; thiamine pyrophosphate binding. The record is from RefSeq and is a predicted model, not a curated record. The transcript has 14 exons.
UCGUCAUAUCUUGUCGGAGGACGUGCGUGUCUGACAGGCCUUAGCAAUAAGACCUAAAACAGCUUUACAACUUUCAGUGAGAAGUCACGGGAUACGUUAUUCAAUAAAACAUCAAAAUGAGCUACCAUAAACCAGACGAGAAAACCCUGCAGGGCCUGAAAGACAUCGCCAAUAAACUGAGAAUUAAUUCAAUCAAGGCAACAUGCGCAUCAAACUCUGGACAUCCCACCUCUUGCUGCAGUGCAGCAGAGCUUAUGUCGGUGCUGUUUUUCAACACCAUGCGCUACAAGGCCGAUGACCCACGCAAUGCUUGUAAUGACCGCUUCGUCAUGUCCAAGGGCCAUGCUGCUCCCAUUCUUUACGCCGCCUGGGCAGAAGCUGGUUUCGUCAAGGAGUCCGAGCUCCUGAACCUCCGCAAAGUGGACUGUUUGCUGGAGGGCCACCCUACCCCUAAACUGGAGUUUGUUGAUGUGGCCACUGGAUCACUGGGACAGGGUCUCGGAGCUGCCUGUGGAAUGGCCUACACCGGCAAACAUUUCGACAAGUCGAGCUACCGUGUGUACUGCAUGAUGGGAGACGGCGAGUGCUCAGAGGGGUCAGUGUGGGAGGCCAUGGCCUUCGCCUCCUACUACAAGCUGGACAACCUGGUGGCCAUCCUGGACGUGAACCGGCUGGGCCAGAGCGAGGCCGCGCCCCUGCAGCACGAUAUGGACACGUACAGGAAGCGCUGUGAGGCUUUCGGCUGGAACACGUAUGUGGUGGAGGGUCACGACGUGGAGGAGCUGUGCAAGGCGUUUUGGCAGGCUGAGCAGGUCAAAGGGAAGCCCACCGCCAUCGUGGCCAAAACGUUCAAGGGCAAAGGACUCAAAGGCAUUGAGGAUCUGGACAACUGGCAUGGGAAGCCCAUUCCCAAGGACCGUGUGGACGCCCUGCUGAAUGACCUGAAGAGUCAGAUCCAGUCUCCCAACAAGGUCCUCACCCCAGAGAUGCCCCAGGAGGACGCCAAGCCUGUGGACUACUCGCCCAUCCGUCUCCCCACUCCCCCUGCAUACAAAAAAGGCGAUAAGAUUGCGACCAGAAAGGCCUAUGGUGUGGCCUUGGCCAAGUUGGGACAGAACAGCCAAAGGGUAGUGGCCCUUGAUGGGGACACCAAGAACUCCACAUUCUCCGAAACCUUCAAGAAGGCUCACCCUGACCGCUACAUCGAGUGCUUCAUUGCGGAGCAGAAUAUGGUCAGCGUUGCCAUUGGCUGUGCCACCCGUGACCGAACCGUAGCCUUCGCCAGCACAUUUGCCGCCUUCUUCUCCCGAGCCUAUGACCAGAUCCGCAUGGCCGCUAUCUCCCAGUCCAAUGUCAACCUGUCAGGUUCCCACUGUGGAGUCUCCAUUGGUGAGGAUGGUCCAUCUCAGAUGGCCUUGGAGGACCUGGCUAUGUUCCGAGCUAUCCCAACAUGCACUGUGUUCUACCCCAGCGACGGCGUGUCCACUGAGAGGGCAGUGGAGCUCUGUGCCAACACCAAGGGAAUCUGCUUCAUUCGCACAAGUCGUCCUGAGACCGCAGUGCUCUACUCUCCCGAUGAGAAGUUCGAGAUUGGACAUGCAAAGGUGGUGCGCCAGUCUGACAGCGACAGGGUGACUGUGAUUGGUGCAGGAGUGACUCUGCAUGAAGCCCUCACUGCUGCAGACCAGCUGGCUGGUGAAGGAGUGAACAUUCGUGUGAUCGACCCGUUCACCAUCAAACCUUUGGAUGCCGGCACCAUCGUGUCCAGUGCCCGGGCCACCGGAGGAAGGAUCAUCACAGUGGAGGAUCAUUACAAAGAGGGUGGUCUGGGCGAGGCCGUGCUGGCAGCCGUGGCUGAGGAGCCGGGCAUCGUGGUGCAGUGCCUGGCCGUGAGCCGCGUCGCCCAGAGCGCCAAACCGCAGGAGCUGCUGGACAUGUUUGGCAUCAGCGCCAAGGGCAUCGUCGCUGCCGUCAGGAGUACCUUUGCCAACUAAGGGGCAUCUUGAUUGACACAUCGCUUGGCUAUCUGCCCACCCCACCCUACCAGUUUUCCCCUUACUGCCCAUAAACUAACAUCCAGAACCAAGCUCAGAAACACUCAAGCUACAGUUAUAACAGCGGGGCAAACCACCACUUGUUAUAUUUAGGAAAUGUUGUGUUGAAGUUGUAUCUAAUCAUGUUUUUGGUUGUCGAGCAUUCCUCUAAAGUCUUUGUACAGCUGGUAGACUCUGUCUAGAUUAAUUCUUAUUGGUCACCUUGCUUUUUUAUUAUUAUUUGAAAACUCACAAAAUACUGUAGGCAUUUUGCUACCUCGUCAGCAAUUGGUUGCAGUCAUUCCAGUUAAAGGUUGCUGUAAGAAACAUGUCUCUUCUGAUUCUACAUCACCCUGUCUGUCCAAGUGCAGAUGCCUUUGCACCAGUUAACAUUUCAUGACGAAGGUUUAACAUCUUGCCUGUCUGCUAGACUAAUAUAUAAGCUCUUUGUAUAUUGACAGAUGUAACUGUUGAUGAUGGUGAGUCAUUCAUGUUGGAUCCAGCAUGUCAUUCCACUUUUGCUUGUUUCCCCUGUUUCGAUGUCAUUCCCCAUUAUUUGCAUUGUGUUCUCUUGGAUAUGAGGUCUCUCCGUGUGUUUAGUAUUUGGCCUCCAACAGCAAGUGCAUAUCAGAGCCUAACACUUUGUUUCAUUCCUUGACGGUGCUUAUGGCGCAGAUUCUGUGAACGGCCUCCUGUCGGCGCAUUUCCCUGUGUGAUAGCAAGGCGAUGGAUAUAGUAGUGGCGUAGCUUCUUUGGCCAAAUGUGACUUAACAUUCUGGAAGUGGCUUUGUGUGUUACUAAAGGGUGUAGUCCUUCAUCACUUGUGUUGGAAAAAAAAAUAAUAGUUUGCGCUGCCUUUGACAAUGCUGUAAUAAACUGACUUGGUUUAGAUCAAAAUGUCA